GGUGCGGGGGGCGUGUCCGCUCGGGAACGGCCCAGUGAGGCGGUGGCCGAGUCUUCUGGCCGCAGACGCGGAGGUGGGUGGCCAGUUGAGCUCGCCAGACUCCAUCGCCGUCGGGAGCCAGCCUCUGGGAGCCCGCCGCGAUGGGACCGGGCUGAGCGUCCCGCUGGCGGGGCAGCAGCGCGGUCCAGGAUGGAGGGGUCGGCGGAGCGAGGCCCGGAGGCGGACCCGGGCCUCGAGGCGGCGCUGGGCCCUGAGGCGGUGCUGCGCUUCCUGGCGGAGCGCGGGGGCCGGGCCCGGCACGCCGAGCUGGUGCAGCACUUCAAGGAUGCCUUAGGCGGCGAACCCGAGCAGCGCGCCCGUGCCCGUACGCGCUUCAAGGAGCUAGUGAACGCAGUGGCCACGGUGCGCGUCGAUCCCGCCGACGGCGCCAAGUACGUGCACCUCAAGAAGAGGUUCUGUGUCGGGCCGCCGGCGCCAGCCGGGGACCCUCCUCGAAUCCAGGUGACCGCCGAGCCUGAGGCCCCCGACGGCCCGGCCGGGCCCGAGGUGCGCGAUCCGCUCCCCGCCGCAGCGGUCCCGGAGGCGCACCCCGAACGGGGCCUCGAGCCUCGCGAGGGGGAGCCUCCGGCCGCUGCGCACAGGCCGCCCCUGAGCGCCGGGGCUCCCUGGAAGAACUCGCGGCGCGACGUGCAGCCCCUACCCCGGACGCCGGCCCCGGGACCUGGCGAGGACCUGGAGCCCCCGCCCCAUGGCUGCGAGGAGGCGGACAGGGGCAGCUCUCUUGGGGGGGUCAUCGCGCCGAGGCCGUCCCUCCAGAAUUUCCGCGACCUGGUGAUGGGCAGCUCCCCGCAGCUGAAGAGGAGCGUGGGUCUCGCGGGCAGCAGCCCGGGCAGCUCCUCCGGGGGAGGACGCAGCAGAGGCGGGGGCGACUCAGACAGCGCAUCGGUGGCCUCGUCCGUGGAGGAGGAGAGCAGCGGCGGGGGCUCCGUGACGCUGGACCCCCUGGAGCACGCCUGGAUGCUCUCUGCCUCCGAUGGCAAGUGGGACAACCUGGAGGGCUUGCUGACCUGCGAUCCCAGUCUGCUGUUCAAACGGGACUUCAUUACUGGCUUCACCUGCCUGCAUUGGGCGGCCAAGCACGGAAGGCAGGAGCUUCUGGCCAUGCUAGUCAACUUCGCCAACAAGCACCAGCUGCCGGUGAAUAUCAACGCCAGGACGAGCGGGGGUUACACGGCCCUGCAUUUGGCAGCCAUGCACGGGAACAUAGAGGUGGUGAAGCUGCUGGUGGGGGCCUACGACGCCGAUGUGGAAAUCAGGGACUACAGUGGGAAAAAGGCCUCCCAGUACCUGAGUCAGAGCAUCGCGGAGGAGAUCAAGAACCUGGUGGGAGCUCUGGAGGAGGAAGACGGGGAAAAUGCCGCGGGCAGCGGCAGUGGGCGCUGGAGGCUUUCAAAGGUGCUUCCCUCGCACCUCAUCACCUACAAAUUCUCACACCCCUUAGAAGAUGGAGGAGACCAUCAUCAUCACCACCACCACCACCACCACCACCACCACCACCACCAUCACCACUCUGCUGAGGGGUGGGUCGGAGGCAAAGCCAAGGAUCCAGGGCGCAAAGCCUCGGGCAGCUCUAGUGGACGUAUAAAACCCAGACUCAACAAAAUCCGCUUCAGAACCCAGAUUGUCCACACCACACUCUCUUUCAGGGACUCAGAACAGCCACAGGAGGAUGUCGAGGAUGAGGAGGAAGUAGAGGAGGAACGAUCUGUUAAAGGCCGCUCGUCCUCCUUCAAAUUGAGACCAAAGUCCAAUGUAUUUGGGUAAAAAUGGUUUCUUUUAGAAAAUGCAAAGACUUGUCUUCAGAAAUUCAAUAGUAGGUGUUGUAAGUAAAUGAGACUAGAAAGACAAGGUAAAUUAUGCAUUCUUACUUGAGGGAUUGGAAUGGAUGGGGCGGAGUUCCCUUCAAGCUAGGCUUCUGGGGAAAGUGAAUUUCUUUUUAAGAGGUUCAUUAUACCUUGACCUGUGCCUCUUCUCUGCCCUGGAGUCGGUUUCUGGAGACUAGAAAUGGACCUGAAUUGGGGGAACAGAAUGAAUGAAUGAAAGAGUACAUUUACUUUAACCAUUCCUGGAUGCCUGCAAAAUAAGGAAUAGUGCACUUUUAUGUAUCUGAUUUUAUAAGGGGUUACUCUUUCAAGAGCAACAAAAAAACGGAAAUUGUAAUGAAACCGGUAGUAUUUGUAAGUGUGAAAACAACUUACUGCCCCGUUUUUUUACUAAUUUGCGUAUUAAGGUACUACUGAAGGUUAGAUCAGAGUUGAAAUGCAAAAAUACUAAUUAGAGAAUAAUGUGAAUAAAAUGAGAAUUCCCUUGAUAUUUUAUGUGUAUUGUAAGUCACAGUUCAAUUAUUUUUUUAAAAGCAGUUUCAGUUUUAAUUACUGAACUGAAGAAACAGGCAAUAUUUACUUCUGUGGUAUGGUUUCCACCGAACUAUCUCUAACACUACUAUUAAGGUACACCAGUGUUAAGGUACACUAAUAACGGCACAAAAUUUUAUUUAAGGAAGAUAGCACUUGCAACCUAUGGUACUUUUAAAUAAAAUGUUGCCUCUUGUUCUGAUUCUCACUAGUUUGUGUUACUAUUCUAAAAGUUUGAAUUUGCUGGGGUUUUUAUUUUGAGGAUCAUAUAACCAUUGUUCUAUUUGGCAUAACCCUAUUUAAUGGUACUUAGAGCUGAAUUACUUACAGAAACUGUUUCUGGUUUCAAUAAUUAGCACAAAUUGGCCUAAGAUUACCCCAUAUUUCUAUGAAGUAAUUAUUAAACAACUUAAUCAUUCUCACAUAAGAUACACCUUAUUUUAAUAUAUUAGUAGUCACUAUGACUUGUAGCAAUGUUGCAUAUGUUUAAAAUCCUGAACUUAAUUUUCCAACCUUUUCUUGACAAUUAGAUACCUGUCUUGUAGUUACUGAAAAUCUGUGUAGAAAAAUCUAUCUGGUUAAAAUGGCACUUUAUAAAAGGAAAUAGAGAAGAGAUGGGACUAGUUAUAUAUUUAAAUGCUGCUGGCUAUUAAAUUCCUUUGUAUGUAAAUGAAAAAUACCAUUCAUUAAAGACUUAUUUAAGUGUGGUUCUUAAUUAUAUUUCAUUCAUUUAUAUUAGAGUAAAUGGCUUCAUAAUUACUUUAAAAUUUAACCCACAAGCAUAUUAAAUCUGUUUAAGAUUAGAAACCAUUUUUGAGAGGGACUAAUUUAAGCAAGUACUUCUCCUUUAAUCUUAGGUUCGUGUAAUUGCAGAAACCUAAUUACCUACAGCCUGCAGGAUGAAUGGACACAUGUGUGAACUGCACAGAGCAAUUCAUAGAAAUUUGUAACAAGUUUGUGACAUCUCUGUCUAGAUGGUCAUUGAAUUUGUGUAAAGAUGGAUGAAAGGUCGGAUGUGGUGUCUCACACCUGUAAUCCCAGCACUUUCCAGGGG
Saimiri boliviensis boliviensis (Bolivian squirrel monkey) is the source of this 3468-nucleotide messenger RNA. It is a transcript of the gene SOWAHC, whose product is annotated as sosondowah ankyrin repeat domain family member C. NCBI's taxonomy places the organism in Eukaryota, Metazoa, Chordata, Mammalia, Primates, Cebidae. Gene Ontology annotation, molecular function: protein binding. The record is from RefSeq and is a predicted model, not a curated record.